AUGCUCCUGGACGAGCAUACGCGAUUGUUAAUAAAACAACAAUACUCCCCGGCGUUAACCUAUCGUUUCGGUAACGUAAAUCACCCGAGUCCGUUCAGCAUCGAUCGUUACGGUGGCAAGGUCACGCUAACCGAGCCUUUGGACGCUGAGGACUGCGAUGAGUACACGGUCCAGGUGAUCGCCAGUGACGGAAUCCAUGAGGCAAUCACUGAUCUCACUGUCAGGGUCCUCGACGUAAAUGACAAUCAUCCGAAAUUCCAGCAGGCCGCUUACAUCGCCACCUUAUCAGAAGGCCGAGGUGAAGUACGUGAAUUACUGGCAGUAAACGCGACAGACGAGGAUCUCCUGGAAGCCAACAACGUGGUUCACUACCACCUUCUCAGUCCCGUAAAAGGCUUCAGUAUAAACUCCGAGACCGGAGUGAUAACUGCCAACAGAACCGCACUGUCGCGCCCUGUGCCCAAGGAGAUUGAGUUGAUAGUCGUCGCACAGGACUCCGGGAAGCCGGCGCUCUCCUCAACCUGCUCGGUGAUCAUCAGGUUGAGCGGACUCAGGAACUCUUCUUCGAACAGGGAAUUCAAGAUCAGCGUCAGCGAGAACGCCACUCGGGGGACUAGUCUUCUUAAGUUGGCUGAUCUGGGGCUCCUAGAUGGAAGCAUUGUGUCUCAAGAAGGCACUGAUGUUUUUGAAAUUUCACGUGGCAGAUUGAUUAUUAGCAAAAAUUUGGACCGUGAAACUAAAGACAGAUACAACAUCUACCUAGGAACCAAAACCUCAAACUCCUCCAACCUGUCCACCGAAGACGUAGUAAUGGUAACAAUUCAAAUCGACGACUCCAACGACAACUACCCGCACUUCACCGAAGACCUACAAGAAGUGACCAUAAAAGAAGACGCGCCAAUCGGCACCGUCCUAACCACAAUCCGAGCUAGCGACAACGACCUCUCUGGCGCCUUAUCAUCAACCAUAACCUACAACAUAACCUCCGGGAACGACCGCCAUUUAUUCCAAAUCGACCCCUCAACCGGUUUAAUCACCGUCAACUCAACCCUAGACUGCGAUUUGUCCCCCGAAACGCACCACCUUGUCAUCCUGGCCUGCGACAGCGACCCCGUUCCACUGUGUUCCCUCGCCAGGGUGCGCAUCCACAUCUCCGACGUGAACGACAACUCCCCCAAGUUCCCAGUGCACGAGUACCUCGAAUUUGUCGGCGAAAAUGAACCCGUCGGAACCCGAGUGUUCUCCGCCAGAGCUUCGGAUCUCGACCGCGGAAUUUUCGGAACCGUAAAUUACUCCAUAAUUUCCGCAGCCGCUUCUGGAUUUACUGACAUAGACGACUCCUGGAAGCUCUUUAACGUGAACCCUUUGACCGGAACAGUGACCACUGGCGCCAUCUUCGACUACGAACAGCGGAACCGCUACGCCUUUACCUUAAGAGCCACUGAUACAGGUGGCAGAACCGCAGCUGUGAAGGUUAGGGUAGAAAUAGACUCCAGAGACGAAUUUUACCCCCAAUUUACAGAACGGAUGUACCGCUUCGACCUGCGGAACGGUUUGCAAACGGUUCCUGGAACCGUAGUUGGUCAUGUGACCGCCACAGACCGCGACAAAGGCCCCGACGGCCGGGUAGUGUACCAAUUAACCUCCCAGCACCCUUACUUCAAGCUAAACCGCACCACGGGGGCGCUGAUAGUCAAAAAGAAGCUGCAUUAUGACUCCGAGGAGUCUUCCAGGCUUGUAGUUAGCGCCAGUUCCGGUAGGCAGCGCUCUCUGUCCAACAUGACCGUCGUGGAGGUCAGAAUUAUUGAUGAUGAGUCCAACAGCCUCUUCUCUACGAACUACCCUUCGAAUUUGGGCGCGAACAUGGCAGUGGCGACAUCUAACGGACUUGCGGAUUGGGCGCUAGGCCUCCUAAUAGCGCUAGUUCUCCUAAUUGCCGGGUUUGGAGGGUUCUUCUUGUUCGUCCAUCUUAAGAAUAGAAAGCACAAAAAGCCGAGUGCCAAACCUGGCUUGAAUGGCGACGGUGGCGCCACUGCGUCGAAUAGUUACGUAGAUCCCACUGCGUUCGAUACAAUUCCCAUUAGAGGGGUCGCUGCGGCUAGUGUUCCUAAUAGUCAAGGGGCGUGUCAGUUCGCUCCGCCCAAGUAUGACGAAAUCCCGCCCUAUGGAACCUCGGGGCAGUCUAUUGGCCAGCAAGCCACCUCCGAGAUUUCUGGGAGUGACCAAUCAGGUUCCUCUGGGAGGGGUUCUGCGGAGGAUGAUGGAGAAGAUGAGGAGAUCAGGAUGAUCAAUGAGGGGCAGGCUCCUGACUCUGCAAGUGACCUUUCUGUUCAUAACACUCAGGAGUAUCUUGCCAGGUUAGGAAUUGUCGAUGCGCCAUCUGCGAACUCCCACUCCCACGCUAGGAGGCCUCCAGAAGCCCUCCCACUGGACAGCAUUCAUCUUUUUGAAGAUGAAGCGGUCACUGAAGCGGAGAUCGCUACGCUUAUUUACGGGAAGAUUGGAGAAUCCAGGAGGCCCACUUCGGAAUUGGAGGUUCCGGGAGGGCCAUCUAUGAACGGUUCCUUGAGUUCCAUUGUUCAUAGUGAAGAGGAACUCACUGGGUCUUACAAUUGGGACUAUCUUUUAGAUUGGGGGCCUCAAUAUCAGCCCCUAGCGCAUGUUUUUAGUGAGAUAGCCAGGCUCAAAGAUGACGCUAGUGUUCAGAGUUCCGGGAACAGGCACAAGGUGCAGCAGCACAAGGCUCCGCCUCCGCCGUUAUUGACCUCUGUGGCGCCUAGGUCGAUCGCAGCGCCGGCUUUGGCCAGGGCCAUGCUGCCCAGGAGCCCGAUCAGCCAUGACACUUCUACUUUCCCCUCCGCGGCGCUAAGUCCCAGUUUUUCGCCGUCAUUGUCGCCGCUGGCCACUAGGAGUCCCAGUAUUAGCCCGCUUGUUCCUCCUACUCCACAGAGGGCGCAAAAUCCGAGGAACUUACCUGUGGUUGAUAGUGAAUUGAGGAUUUGA
Messenger RNA from Cotesia congregata, 3003 nucleotides. Lineage: Eukaryota; Metazoa; Arthropoda; Insecta; Hymenoptera; Braconidae. The record is from the annotation of a GenBank genome assembly.